Coccinella septempunctata (seven-spotted ladybird) is the source of this 2437-nucleotide messenger RNA. RefSeq lists its product as uncharacterized. The transcript has 3 exons. Lineage: Eukaryota; Metazoa; Arthropoda; Insecta; Coleoptera; Coccinellidae. The coding region runs from base 80 to 2437 and encodes 785 amino acids. The record is from RefSeq and is a predicted model, not a curated record.
UAACAUCAAGUUAGCAUCGGCACGAAAUAGAAGAAUUUUCCUCCUUGAAUGCAAGAGACGAGGAGUUUUUCCCAAACACAUGUCUGACAACUUUGGCUGUCUGUAUGGCUCGGCGACAGACUCUGUGUCAUCCAGGCAAGUGCAGACAAUGAAGGAGAAGACACUUCGGUUAGUCCUUCAGUUCGAAAUAAUGGUUACUGUCACCAAGAUAACAAGAAUGGAGGCUGACUCGUCCAGACUGUGGCAGAGUUUGAGUGUUUCCUUUCCACAAGAAAUGUUGGGUCGUUUUUUGUCCUAUCAGAACAGAACGUAUGACAGACGGUUUGCCCUGAUCAAGGAGAGAAACCUGAGAAAGGUGAGAGCUUUGUCAGAGGAUGUUUUAAGUAGAGUUAGACCUCAAGAAAGGUGGGUUAAGAAUAUUAGUACGACAGAUGUUCCAUCUAGAGUCCUCGAUUUUCUGGCCCUUGGUCCAAAAUUCAGUAUAGAUAUCCCUAUGAAGCACAUUUCGUUACAGAGACUCCUGUCAGAUGUCGAAUACACUAUCAAUAUAAACGACUCACUUACCGAGGAGGGAAAGGAUGUGAAGCGUUCCUUGGCUGCUAACAUUGUAACCAAUUAUAUGAAACCCAAUAAACAAGUGAAGAACAUAUUUCAAAGAGAGUUCUUUCAUUGCAAGAGGUACCUAAGAGAACAUUCUGAAUUGCUAGUUUUGAAAUCAGACAAGGGUAAUGUCACAGUCGUGAUGGACAGAUCUCAAUAUAUGGAACUAUCCAAUAACAUACUUCUCGACCACAAGUAUUAUGAGAUAUUACCCAGAGACCCUACCACAACGAUACAAAAAAAGUGCAACUCAUUCAUCAAGAAGAUGGUAACAGAUGGCCACAUCACACAGAACCAGGGAAAACUCAUGUACAACUAUAGCUCGGUUCCUGCUAGGUUUUAUGGUUUACCUAAAGUGCAUAAACCUACGUUAUCACUGAGACCCAUCAUUUCUUCGAUCAAUACACCCACCUCUAGACUGUCGGUUUUCAUAUCUGAAAUUCUGUCUAGCUAUCUCUCUGCCAACAGGAGCAGCUAUUUUGUCGAGGAUUCCUUCUCCUUUUCAGAAUUCAUCGACGGAUUCCAGUUACCAGAGGGUUAUGUACUCAUAAGCCUGGAUGUUGUGUCUCUAUUUAGUAAUAUAAGUGUUGAACUGGCUGUCUUAGCAGUGGAGACAAGAUGGGAAGCAAUUGGUGAGCAUACUUCCUUACCAAAAAAUGAAUUCAUCUCAAUUGUAAGAUUCCUGUUCGCGUCAAAUUAUUUCACCUUCAAUGGGAGAAUUUACAAACAAGUUCUUGGAUCCCCAAUGGGCUCCAAUUUUAGCCCGUCUAUUGCUGAAGUAGUAAUGGACUUCAUUGUGGAUUGUAUCCUCGGUGAUAUACCUUUCAUUAUUCCAUUCUUAAAGAAAUAUGUAGACGACCUGAUAGCUGCAGUCCCUGAAGAUAAGGUAGCCUUCAUUCGUGACAGAUUUAAUAGACAACAUGAGUGUAUAAAGUUUACUGUUGAGGAGGAGACUGACAUGAGCGUUUCUUUCCUAGACACUAAGGUAAUGAGAACACCUCAAAACAGAUUAAUGCUAGAUUGGUAUAGGAAACCUAGCAGUUCGGGAAGAUAUUUGCAUUUCUGCUCGAAUCAUCCCCAUAGGCAGAAAGUCAACAUGGUUCUAGGUUUAAAAAACCGAAUACAGAAGAUUGCCCACCCCACCUUGAGACAUAACAACCUAAAAAUAUUGUUCGGUUUGAUGCGUGAGAAUGGUUACCCUGAGGGAUUACUGAAGAGAUUAAUCUACAACGCCACUCCUUCUGGACAGCCACAGAACGGAGACAGUGGCGCAUCCACCAGUAAUACACAAAUGAGGACAAUUUACUCAUCCAUCCCCUACGUUAGAGGUAUGACUCAUGCCUUAGUUAACCUCUUAAAAACCCCCAACCUUCAUGUUGUCUCAAGAUCGGAGUUCAGAAUUGAUAGAUUAUACAGUCGUACCAAAGAUAGAAUAGACGUGGGAAAGAUGAGUGGGGUAGUUUAUCGUAUUCCUUGUUCAAUGUGUGACAAAGUGUAUGUGGGUCAAACGUCACAGCAACUGAAACAGAGGAUUUCUCAGCAUAAGAGCGAUACAAAAAACCCGAACAAGAUUUGUGCUCUUGCUGACCAUGUCAGAUUAGAGGAUCACGUGAUGGGUUACGAUUCGGCUGAUGUUUUGGAGUGGGAGUUGAACACUAGGAAGAGAUGUUUCUUAGAGUCAUAUCACAUUAAGCGCCAGACUAAUUCUAUGAACUUCAAGAAGGACAUAGAGGGCGUUAGCAGUAUCUAUGCCUAUUUGAUACACUUCGACUUGUUCAGUGAGAGUGGACUAAGUAUUGUGAGUGAGAGUGAAGUUAAGGAGAAGAACAAGAGGUGA